Molecule: messenger RNA, 2745 nt
Organism: Penicillium nucicola
Lineage: Eukaryota; Fungi; Ascomycota; Eurotiomycetes; Eurotiales; Aspergillaceae
Product: ATP-binding protein
Exons: 6
Coding region: 1-2745 (914 amino acids)
Molecular function (GO): ATP binding; ATP hydrolysis activity
Source: RefSeq, a predicted model, not a curated record
AUGUCGCUCCUAGCGACCGAAACCAGCACAGGGGAACCCCCCACGCUUGCCAGUGAAAACACAGACGUCCAUAUUGUUGAGAAGGAGGCAGUCCAAAAUGAGCGCCUGACCUUUACAUUGAACGAGGAACAAACAGAGAUAGGUAAAUAUAAGGCUCCUGCAGCAGCAGAAAAUCCAUAUUCAGAAGCCUCGUCCGAGGAAAAGGAUACGGAGAAUAGCGAUGAUGAUGAAGUUGUCGAAGCAUCCAAGCACUUCCGGUCCCGCGCAGGUAUCACCUAUGUGUCCGACAAGCUAUGGAAAAAAUACGAGAACCUUGCUGUCAAUAGCCAUAUCUAUGUGGGAACGACAGACAAUUCUGGGGCAACAGAUCAGAUGGCAGGCUCGCCAUCAAACUAUGCCGGAGAUUCAGCGAUCGAGAAGAAGGUCACACUACCUGCUCGGAUUUGUCUGAUGAAUUACAAGCUUCGCAACGAAAUGUCAAGAGUCUGUGGAAUAGAAGAUCUUAAUCUUUAUCAUGUCGCGCCGUUUCGAGCCAUCGUUCCGUUUGAACAACAAUUUCGAGCACGACUGAAAGAACUUGAAAAGGAAUUCUUGGAAAAGGCAGAUCUUCAUCCAGACAAACCUGCCAUCACACGUUCCAGAGUGUGGCUACCAUAUGUUUUUUCAGUCGGAACUGAUUUGAGCUCUGAUGCCGAUGGCUCAAUUAUUCCUGGCAAGAUACGAGACAUUUUUGAUGAUCUGGAUGAGUUCCGAGCCAUUUUAGAUGGAUUCAGAGCCUUGAUCUAUUUAUUUGACAAUGACCUGGCGCAUGUAGUGCGAACAUAUCAUCAGGCACGCCAGGGAACCUUAACAACUAUUCCCUUCUCGCACCUCUGGUAUAUAUUCUGGCCAGGACAGGAAAUCGUCAGCCACCAGAACUAUCGUCAGGUUUAUCGCGUCCUGCAAGUCUGCGGUGGACGCCGAUCCCUUGAUCCCAAGAGCCGAACAAGCCACACCGCCGGUUCUAACCUUGUCAUCAGCUGUUUCCAUCUUGACUAUGAUGGUAUAGAAGUGGGCCCUCUUCGUGUCAUUUUCCACAUCAGACCCUAUGUUGGGGAGCUCUCCGUCAGUGCGUUAGAUGUCUUCCCCUUGGAGUACCUUGGCCAGUCCGCCACACUGAACAUCACCUUACGUGGUCGAAAUUUUGUUGAAAUUGCCCAAGUAUCUCACAGACACUACAAGGGGCUUAACCUAAGGACUGAUAAGUUCCAUAAGCUGGAAGAGAAAGUUGUCCUCCAGUCAAUUGAGGAUGAUCCAGAUGAGACAAGGGAGAACGAAUACCAAUACGAUAAUGUAGAUUAUGAGCAAGCUGAGUAUCUAAAGUUUAUUCAGGAGACCUCGUUGCUUGAGUUUCGCUUCCCCGAGGAGCUUAAGGAAGAUCAUCUGAUUCUUCUCCCGGCCAGAGUAUAUGGAUAUGUCUUUUUCAGUCGCAAAUGGUACCCAUUGAACGUCGAAUUAUUGACCGAGGUCCAAAGCAUCAAAGAGGGAGAAUAUGAUGCCUUUGAUGACCUGGUUCUGCCCAAAAGGCAUCGAAACAUUAUCAGAGCAUUGGUUAAAACACAUGCCCGCGCAAAACCAGCCUCAAAAGCAGGGCUAGCAAAGGCUUCCACUCAACGGGAAUUUGAUAUUGUUAGAGGCAAGGGCAAAGGCCUUAUUAUUCUCUUACACGGAGCACCUGGCGUUGGGAAGACGUCAACGGCUGAAUGUGUCGCCGCCCACACUGGUCGACCGUUGUUCCCGAUCACUUGUGGUGAUAUUGGGGGAAAUACUGCACAAGAGGUUGAGAAAAACCUGGAGCGGUUCUUUGAGCUUGCCAUGGCAUGGGGUUGUGUGCUUUUGCUUGACGAGGCUGAUGUUUUCCUGGGCGAGCGUAUCAGAGGGAAUAUUCAUCAGAACAGUCUGGUUUCAGUCUUCCUUCGAGUACUCGAGUAUUAUUCUGGGAUCCUGAUCCUGACAACAAACCGCGUUGGGCAAUUCGACGAAGCAGCUACUUCCCGAAUUCACUGUGCCCUAUACUAUCCGCCAUUCAACCAAGAAAAAGCCCUUCAAGUCUGGCAGAAGAACGUGGAGCGACUGGAACGUGCAAACGAGACCUCCGGAGUCUCUAUCAUACUGGAUAAGAAGAAAAUCAUGAAAUUCGCCAAGCUGCAAUGGAAAGCCGGCACUCGCUGGAACGGCCGCCAGAUCAAAAACGCAUUUCAAACAGCUGUCGUACUUGCAGACUGGGACAGCUUGAAAAAACCCGAAGAAGAGCCAUCGGCUACUAGGCUGCGGAUCAAACACUUCAAGGCUGUAGUCAAGACCAGUAAUCAUUUCGAGUCGUAUCUGACGUCUGUACGAAAGUCUGACCAGGAGCGCGCGAGGACCUACAUGCUACGGAGAGACGAUGUAAAUCAGAGCUUCGUGGACCCUGAUAGCCUGGAACAGAUCUCGAAAAAGGCUGCUCGUCCGAAAUGGCCGGGUGCGGAAGACUCUGAUGAUUCCGCGGAUAGCGACGAUGAUCUGGUAUCUGAAGAAGAUGAGAGUGAGAGUAGUGACAGUGAAAGCGAUUCUGAGCCCUCCAAGAAAAAGGCAACCAAGAAAUCUAAAAAGAACCAAAAGAAGAAGGAUAAGGAGAAAGAGAAGAAGACGAAGAAGAAGUCUAAGAAAGCACCAGAGUCAUCUGAGUCCUCCAGUUCAUCUGAUAGUGAGAGUGACAAGUCAUGA